Messenger RNA from Paramecium sonneborni, 3784 nucleotides. The record is from the annotation of a GenBank genome assembly. NCBI's taxonomy places the organism in Eukaryota, Ciliophora, Oligohymenophorea, Peniculida, Parameciidae.
AUGCAUAGCCUCUCAAAUUCUAAAAACAAAAUUAAGCAAGAAAAAUUAGAGUCUCUUGAAAGUAUCAUCAAUCUAAUAUAUAUACAUAGUUUAAAUGCUCUCUUUCAAUAAUGAAUUAUUCCAACAACUCUUAUAAAUUUGGCAAGAUAAUCACAUACCACUUUGUCAUCAAAAGUACUUCUAUAAUAUACUUAAAACUCAUGAAACUUAAGCUCCAUCACUUAUGCGCUAAGAAAUUGAUAGUUUUUAAAACAAUCAUAGCAUUGUGAAAACAUUGCUUCAUUUAACCUUAGGUAGAGAACUUUGUUUAAAAGAAAUUUAAAAGACAAGAUGUUUAGCUGUAAUGGAUUUUGUUAGAUUGAUAUCUAAAUAAAUCUAUGACCUUAGAAAAUUAACUUACAAUUUAAUUGAAUUUCAUCGUAAAUGGAGAAAUGCUCUCAGUUCUUAGUUUCAAUAUAACUAUACAUGGAUCAUCAAUAACAAAGACUAUUUAUUCAAAAUACUUGAUGAUUCCAAUAUCUUUUAAAUUACUCAUCCUAAACUUCUAAGCUUUUUCAAUCUCUAAGAUUCUGAUAUUUUUUAUUUGAGUAUUAUUCAAUAAGCCCGUAUGGAAAAUGUUGAAUAUUAUGAUUUUUUGGCAAUACAUCAAAUAAAAUAAUCUUAAGUUGAUCGAAUGAUGGAGUCAUUGAGAUAUUUUUAGGAAUUAACUGCCUAUUAAGAUUUAACUGUCUAACCUCAACUUAAUUAAACUAAUAAAAUGAUGGAAACAAUUUCAUUCUUCAAAACUAAAACAACUAUGUAAUUCAAUUCUCAAAAAAUAAAGGUUGAAACUUCAACUAUCACAUAAUUGGAGGAUUACCCUAGUACAAUGUUAUAUGCUUAAGAAGACCUUCAAUUUAUAAUUUAUCAUUAUCCAUUUAAAGAUAUUGAGAGGGUCAUCACCUUUUGGCAAAGCAAGAAUGUGAUAGAACUAAAAGAAGGGUUUAAGUGUCCGAUUGCUCAUAUUAAAGAUAUUAUUUUAUUUUGGUAAGAAGCUAUAAUCAUACAAGUAAACUAAAUAGCUUUGAUUGUGUGUUCUAUAGAUUAGGAUUGCAAUUACAGAAGAUGGAUUAUACAUUCACUUUAUAUUGUUUAAGAACUUAAAUCUUGGCAAUAAAAAUUAAAUAAUAUUAUUUAGCAUUUUAUUAAAAUGUUGAUUUCAAAAGGAGACAAUUUUGUUUCCUUAGUGAUUUCAUGUAGCAAUGAUAAGCCAAUUAAAUAAUCAUUAUAGUAAUUGAAGUUUGCUUUUCUUAAAAACGUUUCUUAUCCAUAAGUUGCUGCUUAAUUUUAUGAAUUAAAAAUUAAUCAAAACUAAAAUAGUUAAAACCAACAUUAAAUUAAUCCUGGGUCAAGAAAAUACUUUACACCAUUGGCUUUAAGAAUGAUUCGUAUAUUUGCCGCAUAAGCCUAAUCAUAAAUGAUCACUGAUGAGGAAUUGUUAAUUACUUAAUUUAGUGCUAAUUUGGGAAAGAACAAUAUUAUAUAAUUUGAAAACAAUAUUACUGCUUUACAAUCUAUAUUGUCUGUAUUUAUUAUAUUUAUUACGAUUUUACAAAGAAAUCAAAAUUGUAUGGUCAAGAAUACGUGUUGGUACAUAAACUUUAAGACAUCAAGAACAGAUUUUAAGUUUAAUUUAACUCUCCUAUUGAUUCACCUGUAUAUUUCUAAAAUUUUGCAAUAAAAUUGAACUUUCAAUACUUUUCAAGUGAAAUCCAUCGAAACACAAAUGCACCAUACAUUCGUUUGAUUCCUGUAUGAUUAUAUCUCUUCCCUUUUAGCAUCCUCCUUAUAAUGAAUAAGACGCUUCUAUAUUGGAAUUAACAUCUAGUGAUAUAUAAUCGCGAAGAAUCUAUCUUGUUUCAACUAUACACCCAACCAUUAAGAUGUAUUGUUAGCUAAUAAAGUUAGAUACAUAUAUGAGGUUUAGAAAAAUGAAAUAACAAAAUCAAACAUUUAAUAACAUGUCAAUUAAAUUUUUGAAAAGUUCGAUAAGAAAUAGGAAGGACUAUAAAGUUUAUGGUUACCUUUCUUCAAAGCAACAGGAAAUUAGCUUACUUUACCUAAUUCAAUGAUAAAUGGAUUCUUUUAAAAUAAUACUUCAGUUUCUUUUUGUUAUAAUCGAAUUCCAGGAUUUCAUAGCAUUUAAAAUUCGCAUGAUUUAGAUAAAGUUAUACAACCUCCUUUUUUGAUUGGGAUAAUUUAAAAUGAUAUAGAAUAAAUAAAUAAGCCUUUAUUUUCAAUGUUGGUUGAGAAAGAUUUUAUAAUAAGAAGUCCAGAGAAGUUAGUAUAAGGGAAUUUACAUGGUUAACAAACAUUGCCUUUAUUAAUUUAACCAAGAGAAAUUGAUGGUAAAUUGAAUGAGUUACUGAAAAUCACAGUAUUAGAAAUAUAGAAGUCAUUUAAUUCUGAUCCUUAUUCUUUAUCAUAUAAGUUGAAGUAUGGAUUAGAAGCUGCAUUAUUGAAUAUGAAUAAUGGAUAUGCACUUAUAUGUGUUGAUGAGAAUCAUAUUCAAGAAAAGAAGUGGAUAAUUGAAUCAAUAAUGACAAACAAUCUUGAUAAUUUAUAAGGAAUAUUAUUAAAGUUGAGUGAAUAUAUAUUUAAUGCAGAUAUAUUUGCAAGUGAAAUUUAAAUAAGUUAGGUAAAUUAAUUUAAUUGAUAUUAAGAAUCAUUAUUCAGAUUAAGGAGAAUUGGUAGCCAAUAAAUAAGUAACUGAUUAAAUAAAGAAAGCUAAAUUUAAAUGGAGAUUAGUAGAUAAUGAUGCAAGGAGUUAAUAACGAAAGACAAUUUAUAGUUUAAAGAGAUUAGCUUAAGAUUAGUAUCUUAUAUAAUAUGAUGAUUUAGUCCUCCAAAAUAAGAGAAUUAAAUUUCAAUAUAAUUUUAGAGUUAUUAUGCUUUAUAACAAAGUGAACAAAGAAUAUAGACAUAAAAUAAAUUAGAAUAUUUUAGAGUUAAAGAUUUUUACUAAUUUUUUGAAGAUUGUUUUUAAUAUAAUAUGGAUAGUGAGUAUUAAGAUGAGAAUCCUUUUUUAAGAAAUAAGUUUUAGUCAUAUUAGGGUUCUUUAGGGAAUUGUGAAUUUAGAGUAUUAGGGAAUUAGAUUGAAUUAGGAUAGAGUUUAAAAUUCGAUAUAAAAUUACCAAAAUUUGAUGAAAGUUUAUAGAUGGUAUAGAUAUAUGUGUAGAAUAAAUAGAUUAAUGUAUUUUAGAUGAAUAGUCAGUUAAGAUUGAAAAGAUAGAGAUAAUUAAUGAUAAAGAAUAAGAAAUACAUAGAGAUUCCUAAUAUUGAAGGGAUUUAAGAGAUAUUUUAAUCUGAUUUGUAUUAGAGUAAUUUAAGAGUUUUCUUUGUGCCUACUUCAGAUUCAGUUAGUUAUUUUUAUGUGAUUGAACUACCCAAUUAAUAGAUAGUGAAUCAAAUAAGAUAGGAUUAUAUGAAUAUUACAUAGAUGAUAAGUUAAGUAAGAAUUGAUGGUUAUUUGUUAUAGUCAUUUCCUUUUAAAUACAAACAUAGUUGUACAUCUUUAUUGAUAAAAGAAUUUGAUAAAACAUAUACAAUGAAAAAAGAAUCAAAUUUCUUACAUGUAGAUUUUGCUUUGAAUAGUGAAUAUACAAUAGGACCAUAGAUUGUAUAAGAAGAGAAUAGAGAAGAUUAAUAAUGGAUUGUAUAGUUACCAAUGAUGUGUGGAAUAUUGUCGACAAUAGUUAGAAAUUAAUAUGAGAGACCAUUAAUUGGAUGGAUAAUCGAAUAAUGA